AUGUUUGACCAUAACAACGGAAUUGCACUGGAAAGCAUCAAAUUUUCUGCCACUGGGUUCAAGAAGUUCCCAGCAACGACCCGGAAAACUGGCAUACGUACUGUUCAACACCGAGCCAUCGCCUUUGGAGACCAUCAAGAACAGCGGCUCCGGCGCCAUGAAGAAAUACCAAAUCACUAUUUCACAGUAGAUAUAACUGUCAAGAAUUUAUGUGAGACUACAGAAGCUUUCACAAUCCCACAACUUUCUGCGCCUCGAACAGAUGACGAUAUCAAGCAAAAUCCUGCUAAUGCGUUAGAGAAAUACCUAAAUCAUGACCUCGACAAAGUAUUUCACUAUCUAAUAACAGAGGCGCACACACCGGCACAGCGAAACGCAAUUGGACUUCAAUCUACAGCGCUGACGACAACGCCUCGAUUGUUGAGUACUAGACAACAAUUCGCAGGUAUACACUCUCCAUAUGUGUAUAUUUGUCCACGCAGAUCAUACACUAGUUUUCACAAAGAGGACUUCAACCUACAAUCGGCUAACCUACUACAUGCGGGUGCGCCAAAUGUAUGGGUAUUGAUUUCAUCUCGUCAGGCUGACCAGUUCGAGGCCCGUAUUGCAGAGCUGUUUGGUCUUACGAAUAGCAACAUUAAAUGCAGUCAGUUUGUGCGCCAUUCAAAUGUUAUCAUCCCACCAACGCUGCUUGAAGUCUGGGGUAUUGCUUUUGAAGUUGUUCUGCAAUAUCCUGGGGAAAUUAUCGUUACGGACUAUAACGUAUACCACUACGUCUGGCAUGCGGGACCCAACAUCUCUGAGGCAAUCAACAUCUGUGAAGAGGGAUGGUUGCCGCCGCCUAUGUACCAGUGUUGUUCGAACAACUCUAUUUGUGGGAGAGGACCGUUUGUUUCCCACUCUGGAAUGCGGAUUGGAGAACUACAGAAAUUGAGCAUUGAACCAAUGCAUGUUCCGCAUAAGGAGAUUGAGACGGAUUCAGACUCCCAGACUGACCUUAAAGCUGACAUCUUCGAGCACCGUAACGCGAAAUUUGACAAAGGAAAGCGAAUUGCUUCUCGGAUAAGCAAAGAGCAUCUCGAUUUUGCUGACCCAACAGAUCCUUUAAUUGUGGUCAUUCCAGACUCUCCGAAUACCACCUCGAGCAAUUCAGUCCAAAGCAUUAUUAUUACUGACUCUUCUGACGCUACUGUAAAAACUGCGUCUCAGAAUGUUGUAGAUCAUCUCAUAAGUGCCACUAGCAUUGAAGAACAGCUCGACGUAUUAAUCGCAGAAGGUAUCGACUUCGGACCCUACUUUAACCUCACUCGAGCGGCCGCAGAGGCCAUGUUCCGGCGUUUUCGGCCGACCACGCCCGGUGAUGUCCAAGCUUCAUGGCUCAAUGACACGGCAUUGAAGCUAACCCUUGAAGCGUUGUCUGCACACGACGCUAGUGUUGCAAUCGUCGACAGCAUAUCAGUAAAGAGCUCGCAAUGGGAACCCCUAUGGGAUCAACAACCAGACACAGUUUUGAUUCCUUGUAGGGAAAACAACGGAUCAGACUGUGGUCCUAUUCUUCUUGCGGAUGCAGAAAUUGCUCUUGGUAAAACCAGUUUAGACCACUUGCCACGGGAUCCCAGUCAUCUUCGACUUCGAUAUCUCGCGACCUUGCUGACGCCAGCUCGAGCAAAUAUUCAUGGACACAGGAACGUAAGAACGCUUCUGAAGCGGAAAUUCGAUGAGGUGGACGUUGUUGGACAAGCGAAAUGCCCAUUCUUUCUUAUCGAAGCUCAUCAAACAGACUUGGUCGCCGCAUUUGCAAGCCCACAGGUUUUUGCCGAUCUUUGCGUUCUUCGGCAGAGUGCAGGUUUACGAUCUGUACACAGGGCGCAAACUCUGGUAUCACAUGCUAUGGUUCUCAAUACAACAUCGCAGACAGAUCAGAUGUUGAGCACGUGGAUCAAAGAGUAUAGCUGCAUAAUCCUCUCGCAACGACAUAGAAAAUAUCGAGAUGAGGUGGAAAAGUGGAGAAGAACAACCAAUAAGAGACGCAAGAGAGAAUCCAAAUAUUCGAAGCCUGAUAGAGCGAGAUCCCUCCCAAUCCAUCUGGACACGUACGCUGCUUGUAUUAUGUUGCAUGAAUGGGACGGAGACCACGCUCCUAAUGUUCAUGCAAUCUGCCAACAGCUCAGAGACAACAACAUCAAUAUUCGACAAGAUCGACAAGAGAAAUUAAAUGUAUUGAAACAGCAGGCGCGGAGUGGUCAUGACUUGUACGACUUCAUCACAACCUUUGGAGUGAUAGAUCCAUUAGAGAUGCCAUUAUGGAUGCUAAAGCCUUGCCGUGAUAAGGAAGCACAACGGUAA
Molecule: messenger RNA, 2346 nt
Organism: Endocarpon pusillum Z07020
Lineage: Eukaryota; Fungi; Ascomycota; Eurotiomycetes; Verrucariales; Verrucariaceae
Exons: 3
Coding region: 1-2346 (781 amino acids)
Biological process (GO): chromatin remodeling
Cellular component (GO): nucleus
Molecular function (GO): histone H3K36 demethylase activity; histone H3K9 demethylase activity
Source: RefSeq, a predicted model, not a curated record